UCGGUCCGCCCUCGGUGACGUCACCGCGCCGCGGUAAAGGGCCUGCGUCGCGCUAUUCUCGCUCUUUUUCCUCCGCUUCACCAGCAGCGACAGGCCUUUACUGUGUGAGAACCAACACCGAGGCAGCAAACAUGAUCAUCUACAAGUGUCUACUGACCGGUGAUGAGAUGUUCUCUGACAUCUACAAAAUAGAAACGACAGAAGACGAUCUCUUUUUUGAAGUUCAAGGCCAACAUAUUAGCAGAAAGGUUGGUAGCGUCGACGACUCCCUAAUCGGCGGUAAUGCGUCUGCUGAAGAGGUAACUGAGGGAACAGAUGAAACCACGGAAUCAGGCGUGGACAUCGUCCUUAACCACCACCUCCAGCAAACUCCUGCUUUCAAAACUAAGGAGGAGUUUCUGAAAUACCUCAAGGCAUACAUGAAAGGUCUGAAAUCAAAGAUCGAGGAGACCUGUCCUGAGAAACUGACUAAAUUCCAAGAGGACGCUCAGAAGGCAUCAAAGAAGAUGUUGUCUAUGGUGCUUAAAAACAAGGAACUUGAGUUUUUCACGGGAGAGUCGAUGAACCCUGAAGGCACAAUUGGCUUCCUGGACUAUCGUUCAGAUGGCAUAACUCCAUUUAUGAUCUUCUUCAAAGGUGGAUUGGAGAUUGAGAAAUGUUAACCACCCAACCAUCUGCUUUUUGAUUGACUGCCGCUGCCCAAACUCUACCAAAUGCCGAGACCAGGAGCACUAUUUUGCAUCAUGCUGUACAGAAAACUUUAAUCAUUUCGUUUUGCGCCCCCUAGCCACCAGUAAAGGACUGAGGAAUGGGAACUGACCGGUCAUGGAUUUUAGUUUUUAACUUCACUCUUUGGCCCAUGCAGUGACUGGAAACCCCAAUAUUGUAACGUCUUGGCUGUUUUUAACAUUGAUUCCUAUGAGUCAGGCUGUACAGACCUGGGUUUAAAUAAAGUCAUACAGACUCUGAAUAAAAUCUAUUGCCACCAAA
Messenger RNA from Boleophthalmus pectinirostris (great blue-spotted mudskipper), 990 nucleotides. RefSeq names its product tumor protein, translationally-controlled 1 (gene tpt1). The transcript is spliced from 6 exons. The record is from RefSeq and is a predicted model, not a curated record. The coding region runs from base 132 to 662 and encodes 176 amino acids. NCBI's taxonomy places the organism in Eukaryota, Metazoa, Chordata, Actinopteri, Gobiiformes, Gobiidae. Gene Ontology annotation, cellular component: cytoplasm. Gene Ontology annotation, molecular function: calcium ion binding.